AUGGCCGUAUUGCUGGUACCGUUGAUGGCUGUUGAGAAAGGGCAUGAUAAACACACUCAUGCCCCCUUUGCGCACACACUCCCGCACUCCUUUAAGACUCUGAGGGGAGUGUGGUACCACACACCAUUCAAAAUUGAUGUGCAGGUCCGCACACCAAUGGCCUGCAGGGGCAUAUCCCCCGCAGGUCCUGCUGGUGAUGUUGGAGGCAUAACCUUGAUAACCCUAACCCAUGACCAGGCUGAUUUGGGCAAGGGUAGACUGAACUUGGGGACGGUAGGAUUAGUUUGGCAAUGGGCUCAGGGCAUGCCAUUUUCCGAAUUGAUGGAGAUGAGCAAGAUCCAAGAAGAGGAGACACAAGCUGGCAAUGAGCAGGUUGAUAGAUUGGUAACUGGGGAUCUCCAGCAGGGGGGGAACACCUCUUGGAAGACACUUGUAAGGUUGUACCCUUCACAAGGAAGUGUAAAACAUGUUCUGAGGCUCACAGCAAUUGUAAAUUCCAAGAACUCUCGAUAUUGCUCCAAAUGGAAAAAUAAAAAUUGGAACUUGGAGUAUGGUAUGCUGGAGAAAUGA
Messenger RNA from Puccinia graminis f. sp. tritici CRL 75-36-700-3, 570 nucleotides. RefSeq lists its product as uncharacterized. The transcript has 6 exons. Bases 1 to 570 code for a protein of 189 amino acids. NCBI's taxonomy places the organism in Eukaryota, Fungi, Basidiomycota, Pucciniomycetes, Pucciniales, Pucciniaceae. The record is from RefSeq and is a predicted model, not a curated record.